AUGAGACUGAAUGUUGCCCUUUUCUUUGGGGCUCUCUUCGGAGCGCUGGGGGUUCUGUUGUUUUUGGUAGCCUUUGGAUCAGAUUAUUGGCUUCUCGCUACUGAAGUGGGCAGGUGUUCAGGUGAACAGAAUAUAGAGAACAUCACUUUUCACCAUGAAGGAUUUUUCUGGAGGUGCUGGUUCAGUGGCAUUGUGGAAGAGAACAACUCCAACAUCUGGAAGUUCUGGUACACCAAUCAGCCACCAUCCAAGAACUGCACACAUGCUUACCUGUCUCCAUACCCCUUCAUGAGGGGUGAACACAACUCUACUUCCUACGACUCUGCAAUUAUUUACCGUGGCUUCUGGGCAGUCCUGCUGCUUCUGGGAGUAGUGGCUGCCUUGACCGCGGGCUUCCUCAUCAUCUGCGCAGCCCCCUUUGCCAGUCACUUCCUUUAUAAAGCUGGAGGAGGCUCCUACAUCGCUGCAGGCGUCCUGUUUUCCCUGGUGGUGGUGCUGUACGUCAUCUGGGUCCAGGCGGUGGCUGACAUGGAGAGCUACAGAGCCAUGAAGAUGAAACACUGCUGGGAGUUCACCCCUUCUGUUCUGUAUGGCUGGUCAUUCUUCCUGGCCCCGGCUGGCGUCUUCUUUUCUCUGCUAGCCGGGUUACUCUUUCUAGUCGUUGGCCGGCAUAUUCAGCUACAUCACUAAGUUUAGCCCCUCCAGUGUCCAAAGCACGG
Molecule: messenger RNA, 719 nt
Organism: Onychomys torridus (southern grasshopper mouse)
Lineage: Eukaryota; Metazoa; Chordata; Mammalia; Rodentia; Cricetidae
Gene: Tmem182
Product: transmembrane protein 182
Exons: 5
Coding region: 1-690 (229 amino acids)
Cellular component (GO): membrane
Source: RefSeq, a predicted model, not a curated record